Notothenia coriiceps (black rockcod) is the source of this 2010-nucleotide messenger RNA. Its product is annotated as basic helix-loop-helix transcription factor scleraxis. Gene Ontology annotation, molecular function: RNA polymerase II transcription regulatory region sequence-specific DNA binding; DNA-binding transcription factor activity, RNA polymerase II-specific; protein dimerization activity. The record is from RefSeq and is a predicted model, not a curated record. NCBI's taxonomy places the organism in Eukaryota, Metazoa, Chordata, Actinopteri, Perciformes, Nototheniidae. The coding region runs from base 544 to 1074 and encodes 176 amino acids. The transcript is spliced from 2 exons. Gene Ontology annotation, biological process: developmental process; regulation of transcription by RNA polymerase II.
GCCAUUUUUGUUUAAGUGAAAGACAUGAUGUUUGAAAGCUGGAGCUGUUAUUUACUUUAACUGUGUUUUAGCAAAUUAUCUUUGAUUACAUGUGGGCACAAUGUUGUCUGUAUAUGUAGUGUAUAGUAGGCUAAAUUAUCCAUUAGGGUGUACAGAAUAAAACAUGGCUGAAUAAUGUUUUGUAAAACACCGGAUAGAGGCUAACAUUUCAUUGUUUUUGACCUGAAAUUGGCCUUGAAUGCAGCCAAUUGAGUGCAGCCUAAUUUAAACGGUACACCACAACAGGUGCCCCCUCCUCCCCCCUUUUGGCUCCACCUGUCCUCCCUUCUCCGCAGCGCGCUGGCGACCCAGAAAGCAGCCGUCAUUCAUCAGCUGUGGUAUGCCGAUCCGCCGGGGGGCCGGAGCGCGGCGCAGAACCCCUCUGGUCACCGGAUCGGCGGCAGCUGCUCGGCCCCGGAGCUAUUUUCACCCUGAGGAUAAAGUGAUGUGCAGCGCGGCCCCGGAGGCUCCAGUCAGAGAGGAGCAGCGAGGAGCACAGAGAGGAUGAAGUCCACAGGCAACGCGCAGCCCGACGGCUUCACCUCCGACCUGGAGGACCUGGACAGCGGCAGCGACAGCUCGGACGGGAAGUCCACCGGAGACUGCAGCCCGUGCAGAGACCCGGGGGAGGAGGAGGCCGGUGACCGGAGAAGGAGAAGGCGGAGACGCAGCAGCAGCGGUGGCGACGGGUGUCUCGCCGGGGUGAGCAAACAGAGGCAGGCAGCCAACGCGCGGGAGCGGGACCGGACGCACAGCGUGAACACGGCCUUCACUUCGCUGCGCACGCUCAUCCCCACAGAGCCCGUCGAAAGGAAGCUCUCCAAGAUCGAGACGCUGCGCCUGGCCUCGAGCUACAUCUCGCACCUGACCAACGUGCUGCUGCUGGGGGAGGACUGCGGAGACGGGCAGCCCUGCCUCGGAUACCCGAGCAUCCUGCAAGGCGGCGCCGCCUCCCUGAGGCCCAUCUGCACUUUCUGCCUCAGCAACCAGAGGAAGCUGCUCAGAGAUGGAGGGAAACACUCGGCGUCAGUGUGAAGCGGACACACCUCCACCUGGAUGUUGUUUACACACACCUGUAGGACUUUGUACAUAUAUAAAUAAUACAUUUAUUUUUGGAUAAGCCUUGAGAAACAAAUUAACACUGAAAAGCACUUUCUGCUCACGCUGGUUGGUGUGCCUCUGAAUCUGUGUUUUGGUUGUAACCUGAGCCCAUGUGUAAAGUUGCACCUGGCGGAGGGGGGGUAUUUUGGUCCCACGAAUAGUACUAACCCCCCACACACACCAACACCUAAAAAAAAAAAAAAUCUCCGCCUUCAGUCACAUGCAGAAACUAAAGAGCAGCGACUGCCGCUGUCAGUUCUGCCAACACCGCCUUCAAGGAGCAUCAGAAAAUAUUUCAAUUAUUCAGGGUCACUUUAACUCUAGUGGUGAAGGUAGGAACUGCAUCAACACUGACAUCUUGUAUCACAUGCUCUAUAAAAUACAUACAUUACCACAUCACCACCUUCAUAAAAAAAAAUAUGAGACUUGUUCCUAAUCUGAAAAAGAUUAUCCCCAAAUGAAUGGAAAAUGUUUAAUAUUUUCUGUACCUGUCAUGUUUUGGCCUGAAAUCAAGAGAAGUGUUCCGAUAAAUAUAUAUAUUUUUGAAAUGUUUACUUACCAUUGUUGCACAGUCACUUUAAAAACACACAGCUGUGACGUUCUGUGUUCACAUGGCAUGCAAAGAGCAUCAGGUUGCACUAAUCUGGAGAAAACAUAAAUAUAUAAGUGAAGUGGAUCCCUGCAGCACACAUGAUGAACAGGUUGCACUCUACCUCAGAGCUGUGUUCAAACACAAAGGCCUACCUCUCAAUCAAAUGUGUCACAUGACUACCAGAAUGCACUUUGCACAUCAAAUACUGACUUGAAGAGACAUUUAUUUUUGUACAACACAAAUAAAAAUGAGAAUAUUAUCAACUGUCCUCUGCUGUU